Molecule: messenger RNA, 459 nt
Organism: Dentiscutata heterogama
Lineage: Eukaryota; Fungi; Glomeromycota; Glomeromycetes; Diversisporales; Gigasporaceae
Source: the annotation of a GenBank genome assembly
AUGUUAGGUUAUCCAAGUGUACAUUUGGCUGGACUUGGUGCGCGUGACAGUUUACGCCUCGAAGCUGGCUUAUGUCUGUAUGGUCAUGACCUUGAUGAUUCAAUAACACCUGCGGAAGCCGGAUUAUCCUGGACAAUCGGGAAACGUCGUAGAGUAGAAGGUGGUUUUUUAGGCGCUGAUCGAAUUCUCUCUCAACUUAAAGGUGGUGUGGCGCGUCGUCGUGUUGGUCUUAUUAUUGAGGGUGCACCUGCAAGAGAAAUUUAUAAUUCUUCUGAUGAAUUAAUCGGCAAAGUAACAAGUGGAGGCCCGUCACCAACGUUAAAUAAAAAUAUUGCAAUGGGAUAUGUAAAAUCUGGAUAUCACAAGAGUGGGACUUUGCUUAAAGUUAAAGUUAGGAAUAAAUUGCAGGAUGCUAAAGUUGUAAAGAUGCCUUUUGUUCCUUCUAGAUAUCAUAAAUAA